Eimeria acervulina is the source of this 2559-nucleotide messenger RNA. RefSeq lists its product as hypothetical. Gene Ontology annotation, molecular function: ligase activity, forming carbon-nitrogen bonds; ATP binding. The record is from RefSeq and is a predicted model, not a curated record. The transcript is spliced from 3 exons. NCBI's taxonomy places the organism in Eukaryota, Apicomplexa, Conoidasida, Eucoccidiorida, Eimeriidae. Gene Ontology annotation, biological process: tRNA processing. Bases 1 to 2559 code for a protein of 852 amino acids.
AUGUACAUGUUUGGCUUGAGGGUUUGUUUCAAUUGCAAGACAGCCGGCAGCCGCCCACCGCGGCAGCAGGACCCUUGCGUCCUGCUGCUGCUCCUGCAGCAGCUCCUACUGCUGCAGCUGCUGCUGCUCCAUCUUCAGCAUGCAGCAGCAGGCACGCCUCUAGUGCCGCCAUGCGGCUUUCUCUGCCUUCAGAGGGGGAGCGCCCCUUUGUCUGCUCACGCUGCAACAGCAGCAACAGCAGCAGGAAACCCAGCAGCAGCGGCAGCACGUACCGGAGGGGCAGCAGUAGGAAACCCGGCAACAGCAACAGCAUUGGCAGGAACAGCAGCAGCAACAUCAGGCAGGCAUAUCUAUUGUCAGGGUAGCAUUGCGAAUAACAAUUCAACAGGACACCGUCUGUACAACCCACGCCUUGCUGCUGCUGCUCGUGGUGCUGCUGCUACUACUGCUCUUGCUGCUGCUCCUCCUAUUUCUCCUGCCGACGCACCUGUCGACAAUAGUAAUGCUGCUGUAGAAACCGUUGAUGCUGCCGCUGCCUCUUUUUUGCUGCGCGUGCUGCAGCAGCAGCAUUCGGAUGGCUGCGUGGAGUCUGCUUGGACCACUGCAGCAGCAGCGACACAGGCAACAGCAGCAGCAGCAAAAACACGACAGCAGCAACAACUGCCUGUCUUACUGCUAAGUUGCAGCGGGGGCUCAGACAGCACAGCUCUUCUGCAUGCAGUUGCACGUGGGCUUGGCCUCAGCGCUGCUACUCCGCGCGCCGUUGCUGCUGCUGCUGCUGCCUGCAGCUUUGAGCAAGCGGUGCAGCAGAAAGAACAGCAUAAACAGCGGCAGCAACGACAGGAUAGAUAUGGAUUAGACAGCAUUGCAGAAGGAACGGGUGUGAGUAACCACGCGCCGAGCAGUAGCAUCAACAACAGCAGCAGCAACACCACCACCAGCGGCAACCGCAGCAGCAGCACCGGAAUGGCAGCUUGCAUGCAGGUGAACGGCAUGGGGGCGAUGGUUGCUGCGGUGUACUUUGACCAUCGGCUACGCCCCAGAGAAGCAAGGAAAGAGCAGCAGCAAAUAGCAGCAGCAUGCCGCGCCUACGGGAUUCCGCUGCACUGCAGGCAGCUCCCAGACAGCCUUCUAAGCGCAUGCAAAAAGCAGCAGCAGCAGCAGGCCAACAGCAAACGCAGCAGCAAAGGGUCGCCGCAGCAGCUCAUGCGCAACUGGCGCCGAGUCGAGGCUGCAGCGCUACUGACUAAGAUCAUCCAUCAGCAGCAGCAGCAGCAGCAGCAACAGCAGCAGCAUCGGGGAUACCUGUUGACUGGGCAUCAUGCGGACGAUCAGUUGGAGACGAUUUUUUUAAAACUCCUCAGGGGAGUUAACGUCCUCAACCUUCAUGGAAUGGAACCCCUGUCCGCCCUUACAGCAGAUGAUGCAUUCCACCACGUAGCUUGCCAGCAGGAACUAGCUGGCCUGCAGCAGCUAGCUAGCCAGAACCAGCUAGCUAUAGGGAGGCCAUUCCUGGAUCUUCCGAAGGAAACGCUGCGUUCCUACCUUAAGGCUUUGGGCAGUGUUUGGAGUGAAGACUCUUCGAACGGAAGUCCAAAGUACCUCCGCAACGCAUUUAGGUCUGCUGUGCUACCGGCCCUUGUUAGCUUCACGCAGCAGCAGCAGCGGGACCAGCAGCAGGAGCAGCAGGAAGAGAAGCAAAGCGAAGGACCUGCUGCUGUUGCUGCAGACCUUGUAGAGGCACCCAAUGCCGCCACUGGCUUGCUGCCAACUCCUUUGGGGGCUGCUGCGGAUGCUGCAGCAGCAGAGAGUGCAGCAGCAAGCACGCCGUCAUCUUCAACAAAAAGGGGAACACCAACAGCAGCAACACCAGCUGCUGCUGCUGAAGUGGCAGGCGCCCAUGUUGCAGCUCUGCGUCGUCGUUUGCAGCUACUGCACAGCCAAGUGCUGCUGCUAAAGAGACACAUAAACCAGGAGGCCUCCGCUUGGGAACGUGCUCACCUCGGUUGCACCGCUGCUCCUGCUGCUGCUGCUGCUACUGCUGCUGCUGCUCCUGCUAGUGCUGCUAGCAGUGAAACUUCUGAAUCAGGCCAUCAAGGUGCUCCAACAGCGGCGACCGAUGGAGCCUCAGCCGCAACAGGAAAAGCAGAAGUACCGCAUUCUAAACGCACUGCCAUGCAGCCGCAGCAGCAGCAGCAACAGCAGCAGCCUAAGCAGCAGCAUCAACAGCAACAGGAGGAGCUCCCCCUAACCGUGUGGGCCGAAGUUAAAUCGGAGUUCAUUCAGCUGCACUUGCUGCAUCGUUGGCUGCAAAGGGGAAUGGGCGGAGGCGAGCUGCAGCACAAAACGAUCCAGCUUCUCUCAGGCCGCCUUGCAGCAGCAGCAGCGCUAAAGAACAGCAGCAGCAGAAGCAGCAGCAGCAGCAGGCGCAGCAGCAGCAGCAACAACAGCUGGCAUGUUGAUGUUGGGGGAGGGUUUGCCGUUGCAGUAGAUGGGCACAACGCUUUCCUCAUUCGCAGACCCAACAGGCAGCGACAGCAACAGCAGCAAGUGCGUUAG